AAGCUUCACAUCAAGCAUCUCCACUCAUACGCGAAACUAACAUGGACCCAGUAUCAGCUGUCGCGGCUGUGGCAGGUGCAGCAGGCGCAGUGGCCGUGGCCCCUGCCGCCCUGGCAGCUGCAGGCUUCACCUCAGCCGGGAUAGCAGCAGGCUCAUAUGCUGCCAGCAUGAUGUCCUCCGCUGCUAUUGCCAAUGGAGGAGGAGUGGCAGCAGGGAGUGUGGUCGCUGUCUUGCAAUCAGCAGGUGCAGCAGGUCUGUCAGCGACGGCCAGCGCAGCGGCUGCAGGUGUUGGAGCAACAGUGGGAUGGCUGGCCUCUUUCUUCUGAGACCAAGCGAUGAGACAGAUGUGCACCAUGUAUACAUUAUAGCAAAUGAAGGGGAUUGUUUCAAGUGUUUGUUACUGAUUUACUAAAGGAGCAAGUUUGUUACAUUUUGUCAAAUGAAGGAGUUGAUUCUACAGAAGAAUUGUGAUACCAUGUGUGAUGAAUUUAUCACUUAAAUUAACACAUUCACCUCAGCUUAAUCUGUGGGCUGUUAAAAUGGCAUUUUUGUUUUGGGGAA
This is a messenger RNA of Myripristis murdjan (pinecone soldierfish), 561 nucleotides long. RefSeq names its product interferon alpha-inducible protein 27-like protein 2A. Lineage: Eukaryota; Metazoa; Chordata; Actinopteri; Holocentriformes; Holocentridae. Bases 42 to 326 code for a protein of 94 amino acids. The transcript is spliced from 4 exons. Gene Ontology annotation, cellular component: mitochondrial membrane. The record is from RefSeq and is a predicted model, not a curated record. Gene Ontology annotation, biological process: release of cytochrome c from mitochondria; intrinsic apoptotic signaling pathway.